This is a messenger RNA of Pichia membranifaciens NRRL Y-2026, 1536 nucleotides long. RefSeq lists its product as hypothetical. Gene Ontology annotation, cellular component: CCR4-NOT complex; P-body; CCR4-NOT core complex. Gene Ontology annotation, biological process: mRNA catabolic process; negative regulation of translation. The coding region runs from base 1 to 1536 and encodes 511 amino acids. The record is from RefSeq and is a predicted model, not a curated record. The transcript has 2 exons. Lineage: Eukaryota; Fungi; Ascomycota; Pichiomycetes; Pichiales; Pichiaceae.
AUGAGCAAAUCGGAAGUUGUGGUACUUGAUUUCAAAGACGCCAAGAAGGCAGCCAGAACGUUGUACGAGUCGUUUGACGACGACGCAGUUGCACGGUACGUGUCCCGCCAUCUUGAAAACGACCCGGAGAAAAAGAAGCAAGUUGACCUGCAGUACUACGAGGCGUAUGUGGUGGCACACAUCAUGAAGGGCUUGGUGCUAGCGAUCAAAGGUGACGACCACGAGAACAAGGACACCUUCGAGACGGUGUCCAUCUGGGUGCGUCCUGACUCGGGCUCGCUCGACGAUUACCUCACGCUCAUAAGGUCUGGAUUUGCAAAGCUCGCAUGGAACACCGGUGCAGAGGGCCGGAGAAGAAUUUUCGGAGUCAUGUUCAAAGUUUUGCACGACUACUACCACAACAUUACCGAGAUUGAUCCGCAGGGACACAACACAUGGACUCUUGUCUACUUGGGCUCCACUCCGGCGGCCAGAGGCAAGGGUAAUGUGAGGAAGAUGUUCAACCAUACGUUUGAAUACUACAUCGACCCAAAGGACUCGAUCACGUAUCUCGAGAGUUCCGCAAUCAGAAACUUGCCUAUCUAUGAAAGGUUCGGUUUCAGAGCCGUCACUGACAUCUACUUGGGAGACAAGGAGGACCCUCAGGGGGACAAUGCAAGAAUGGACGUGAUGCAAGACAAUAAUAAUGGCAACGACAACAGUAAUAACAGCAAUCUGCCAAACUCGUCAGUGAACGACAAGAUGGUCUACUCGUGGAUAACCGAGUUUGCGUACGGGCCAAACAAAGAGCAGGCGUUGUUAGAAUUGGGCAAGAAACGUGAGAUGUACGACGAUCUCGCCCUGGUUUUGUGGAACUCCUACGGGGUCAUGUCGUGCCUAUUGGCCGAGAUAGUCUCGGUGUACCCGAUGCUAUCUCCUCCCAGCUUGACCAUCCAAGCCUCCAACAGGGUGUGCAACGCAUUGGCGUUGAUGCAGUGCAUCGCUUCCCACCAGGAAACACGCGGCCCGUUUCUUCUGGCCCAGAUCCCGCUAUUCCUAUACCCAUUUCUCAACACCAGCUCGAAGCAGCGCCCGUUCGAGUAUCUACGUUUGACGAGUUUGGGAGUCAUAGGUGCCUUGGUUAAGAACGACACGCCGGAAGUGAUCCAGUUCUUGCUCACGACCGAAAUCAUACCGUUGUGCUUGAAAAUCAUGGAGUCGUCCUCAGAGCUAAAUAAAACCGUCGCAAUUUUCAUUGUCCAGAAAAUCCUACUCGACGAGGCAGGAUUGAAUUACAUUUGCCAGACAUACGACCGGUUCGACGCAGUCUCCAAAGUCUUGGGCGUCAUGGUCAAACAGUUGGUCGAGCAGCCCACUACAAGGUUCUUGAGGCACUUGAUCAAGUGCUAUCUCAGAUUAACUGACAAUAUUGAGGCCCGCAAUACCUUGAAGAAGAUUCUUCCUGUGGAGCUGAAAAACGACACUUUCGCCCAGGUCUUGAAGGAGGACGAGAGCGCCAGACAGAGCCUCGACAUGCUACUCCAGAAUCUCCAGUAG